AAUUAUCCAAUAUAUAUUGCUAGUAACACUUGAUAAAAUUUUGUUUUAUUAAUGAAGCUCGACUAAGCUUGGUAGAUCUACAGGCGGCUAUAACUUUUGGAAAAAGAUGAAGGUAACUCUUGAGUCAAAUCCUCUGUUUAAUUGAAUUGUAUAAAUAACAUUUUGUGUGUUGAUGAUGCAUAUAGGAUCCGUUUAGGUGCAAUAUGGAAAUUUGAGAUUGGGUAAAAAAUAAAGUGUUGAAGUACAAAAAUGGAAGAAAGAGUAUUACCCAACUAAGUUUCGAUGUUAGUGAUGUGUCUAUUAUUCCUAUUGUAUGUGUCUAUUAUACCAAAUUGUUUGAACCAUUUGAGUGCCAUGAUAGAUAAAACUAGUGCAAGUUCAUCCAUCCAGAAAGACAUGAUGUAUGGAAGUGAUAUUAUAAGCAUGAUCCUAUGGGUGAAAGGAAAAGAUGCUGAGUACAACAACCUUCUCGGCUUGGUAAAAAACAUUGAUCUUUCAUCUAAUAAAUUGUUGGGGGAAAUACCAAUGAAAAUCACAAACCUAUUUGCUCUGAUUUAUUUGAACUUGUCCAAGAAUGAGUUAAGUGGUCACAAAGUAUUGGCAAUAUGGAGUCAUUGGAAUCCAUUGAUUUCUCUGGCAACCAACUCACAGGGGAGAUCCCUCAAAGCAUCACAAACUUGAACUUCCUGAACAAGCUAGACUUGUCCUACAAUCACUUGGAGGGCAAAAUCCCAACGGGCACUCAGUUGCAAAGCUUUGAAGCAUCCGAUUUCGUCGGCAACAAGCUAUGUGGUCCACCAUUGCUGCUCAACUGUACCAUGGACGGGAAAGUUCCUGAUGAUGAUGCUAGUGACAAUGAAAAAGAGAGAAAGAAUCAUGGAGUGAAGUGGCUGUUUGUGAGUGUGGCUUUUGGAUUUAUAGUGGGAUUUUGGAGAUUUGUGGGUCCACUGUUCAUAUUCAAAUCAUGGA
Messenger RNA from Arachis ipaensis, 969 nucleotides. RefSeq names its product receptor-like protein EIX2. Lineage: Eukaryota; Viridiplantae; Streptophyta; Magnoliopsida; Fabales; Fabaceae. Gene Ontology annotation, molecular function: protein binding. The record is from RefSeq and is a predicted model, not a curated record.